Molecule: messenger RNA, 12278 nt
Organism: Oncorhynchus keta (chum salmon)
Lineage: Eukaryota; Metazoa; Chordata; Actinopteri; Salmoniformes; Salmonidae
Exons: 13
Coding region: 1-11418 (3805 amino acids)
Molecular function (GO): protein binding
Source: RefSeq, a predicted model, not a curated record
AUGCAACCUCUCCUUCAACUACAUCAACAUCACUUCAAGAAAUGCCACCUCUCCUCGACAUCAACAGUCACUUCAAGUGAUGCCACCAAUACAUUGACAGUCACUUCAAGUGAUGCUACCACUACAUUGACAGUCUCUUCAAGUGAUGCCACCACUCCCUCAACAUCAACAGUCACUUUAAGUUAUGCAACCUCUCCCUCAACUACAUCAACAGUCAGUUCAAGUGAUACUACCACGACAGCAACAGUCAGUUCAAGUGAUACUACCACUACAUCGGCAGUAUCUUCAAGUGAUACCACCUCUCCCUCGACAUCAACAGUCACUUCAAGUGAUGCCACCAAUACAUCGACAGUCACUUCAAGUGAUGCUACCACUACAUCGACAGUCACUUCAAGUGAUCCCACCACUCCCUCGGCAUCAACAGUCACUUCAAGUGAUGCCACCAAUACAUUGACAGUCACUUCAAGUGAUGCUACCACUACAUCGACAGUCACUUCAAGUGAUCCCACCACUCCCUCGACAUCAACAGUGACUUCAAGUGAUGCCACCACUCCCUCAACAUCAACAGUCACUUUAAGUUAUGCAACCUCUCCAUCAACUACAUCAACAGUCAGUUCAAGUGAUACUACCACUACAGCAACAGUCAGUUCAAGUGAUGCUACCACUACAUCGACAGUCCCUUCAAGUGAUCCCACCACUACCUCGACAUUAACAGUCACUUCAAGUGAUGCCACCAAUACAUUGACAGUCACUUCAAGUGAUGCCACCACUCCCUCAACAUCAACAGUCACUCCAAGUAAUGCCAUCUCUCCCUCGACAUCAACAGAAAGUUCAAGUGAUACUACCACGACAGCAACAGUCAGUUCAAGUGAUACUACCACUACAUCGGCAGUAUCUUCAAGUGAUACCACCUCUCCCUCGACAUCAACAGUCACUUCAAGUGAUGCCACCAAUACAUUGACAGUCACUUCAAGUGAUGCUACCACAACAUCAACAGUCACUCCAAUCUCUUCAAGUGAUCCCACCACUACCUCAACAUCAACAGUCACUUCAAGUAAUGCCACCUCUCCCUCGACAUCAACAGUCAGUUCAAGUGAUACUACCACGACAGCAACAGUCAGUUCAAGUGAUGCUACCACUACAUUGACAGUCACUUCAAGUGAUGCCACCACUCCCUCGACAUUAAAAGUCACUUCAAGUAAUGCCACGUCUCCCUCGACAUCAACAGUCACUUCAAGUGAUGCCACCAACUCAUUGACAGUCUCUACAAGUGAUGCCUCCACUCCUUCGACUUCAACAGUCACUUCAAGUGAUCCCACCACUACCUCGACAUUAACAGUCACUUCCAGAAAUGCCACCUCUCCCUCGACAUCAACAGUCACUUCAAGUGAUGCUACCACUACAUUGACAGUCACUUCAAGUGAUCCCACCACUACCUCGGCAUUAACAGUCACUUCAAGUGAUGCCACCAAUACAUUGACAGUCUCUACAAGUGAUGCCUCCACUCCUUCGACAUCAACAGUCACUUCAAGUGAUGCCACCAACACAUCAACAGUCACUCCAAGUAAUGCCAUCUCUAAGUCAACAUCAACAGUCUCUUCAAGUGAUGCAACCUCUCCCUCAACUACAUCAACAGUCAGUUCAAUCACUCCAAGUAAUGCCAUCUCUCCCUUGACAUCAACAGUCAGUUCAAGUGAUACUACCACGACAGCAACAGUCAGUUCAAGUGAUACUACCACUACAUCGGCAGUAUCUUCAAGUGAUACCACCUCUCCCUCGACAUCAACAGUCACUUCAAGUGAUGCCACCAAUACAUCGACAGUCUCUACAAGUGAUGCCUCCACUCCUUCGACAUCAACAGUCACUUCAAGUGAUGCCACCACUACAUCAACAGUCACUUCAAGUGAUGCUACCACUACAUCGACAGUCCCUUCAAUUGAUCCCACCACUACCUCGGCAUUAACAGUCACUUCAAGAAAUGCCACCAAUACAUCGACAGUCUCUACAAGUGAUGCCUCCACUCCUUCGACUUCAACAGUCACUUCAAGUGAUGCCACCAAUACAUCAACAGUCACUUCAAGUGAUGCCACCAAUACACCGACAGUCUCUACAAGUGAUGCCUCCACUCCUUUGACUUCAACAGUCACUUCAAGUGAUGCCACCACUACAUCAACAGUCACUUCAAGUGAUGCUACCACUACAUCGACAGUCCCUUCAAUUGAUCCCACCACUACCUCGGCAUUAACAGUCACUUCAAGAAAUGCCACCAAUACAUCGACAGUCUCUACAAGUGAUGCCUCCACUCCUUCGACAUCAACAGUCACUUCAAGUGAUGCCACCAACACAUCAACAGUCACUCCAAGUAAUGCCAUCUCUAAGUCAACAUCAACAGUCUCUUCAAGUAAUGCCACCUCUCCCUCGACAUCAACAGUUAGUUCAAGUGAUACUUCCACGACAGGAACAGUCAGUUCAAGUGAUACUACCACUACAUCGGCAGUAUCUUCAAGUGAUACCACCUCUCCCUCGACAUCAACAGUCACUUCAAGUGAUGCCACCAAUACAUCAACAGUCUCUACAAGUGAUGCCUCCACUCCUUUGACUUCAACAGUCAAUUCAAGUGAUGCCACCACUACAUCAACAGUCACUUCAAGUGAUGCUACCACUACAUCGACAGUCCCUUCAAUUGAUCCCACCACUACCUCGGCAUUAACAGUCACUUCAAGAAAUGCCACCAAUACAUUGACAGUCUCUACAAGUGAUGCCUCCACUCCUUCGACUUCAACAUUCACUUCAAGUGAUGCCACCACUACAUCAACAGUCACUUCAAGUGAUGCCACCACUACAUCAACAGUCACUUCAAGUGAUGCUACCACUACAUCGACAGUCCCUUCAAUUGAUCCCACCACUACCUCGGCAUUAACAGUCACUUCAAGAAAUGCCACCAAUACAUCGACAGUCUCUACAAGUGAUGCCUCCACUCCUUCGACAUCAACAGUCACUUCAAGUGAUGCCACCAACACAUCAACAGUCACUCCAAGUAAUGCCAUCUCUAAGUCAACAUCAACAGUCUCUUCAAGUAAUGCCACCUCUCCCUCGACAUCAACAGUCAGUUCAAGUGAUCCCACCACUACCUCGACAUUAACAGUCACUUCCAGAAAUGCCACCUCUCCCUCGACAUCAACAGUCACUUCAAGUGAUGCCACCAAUACAUCGACAGUCUCUACAAGUGAUGCCUCCACUCCUUUGACUUCAACAGUCACUUCAAGUGAUGCCACCACUACAUCAACAGUCACUUCAAGUGAUGCCACCACUACAUCGACAGUCCCUUCAAUUGAUCCCACCACUACCUCGGCAUUAACAGUCACUUCAAGUGAUGCCACCAAUACAUCGACAGUCUCUACAAGUGAUGCCUCCACUCCUUCGACAUCAACAGUCACUUCAAGUGAUGCCACCAACACAUCAACAGUCACUCCAAGUAAUGCCAUCUCUAAGUCAACAUCAACAGUCUCUUCAAGUAAUGCCACCUCUCCCUCGACAUCAACAGUUAGUUCAAGUGAUACUUCCACGACAGGAACAGUCAGUUCAAGUGAUACUACCACUACAUCGGCAGUAUCUUCAAGUGAUACCACCUCUCCCUCGACAUCAACAGUCACUUCAAGUGAUGCCACCAAUACAUCAACAGUCUCUACAAGUGAUGCCUCCACUCCUUUGACUUCAACAGUCAAUUCAAGUGAUGCCACCACUACAUCAACAGUCACUUCAAGUGAUGCUACCACUACAUCGACAGUCCCUUCAAUUGAUCCCACCACUACCUCGGCAUUAACAGUCACUUCAAGAAAUGCCACCAAUACAUUGACAGUCUCUACAAGUGAUGCCUCCACUCCUUCGACUUCAACAUUCACUUCAAGUGAUGCCACCACUACAUCAACAGUCACUUCAAGUGAUGCCACCACUACAUCAACAGUCACUUCAAGUGAUGCUACCACUACAUCGACAGUCCCUUCAAUUGAUCCCACCACUACCUCGGCAUUAACAGUCACUUCAAGAAAUGCCACCAAUACAUCGACAGUCUCUACAAGUGAUGCCUCCACUCCUUCGACAUCAACAGUCACUUCAAGUGAUGCCACCAACACAUCAACAGUCACUCCAAGUAAUGCCAUCUCUAAGUCAACAUCAACAGUCUCUUCAAGUAAUGCCACCUCUCCCUCGACAUCAACAGUCAGUUCAAGUGAUCCCACCACUACCUCGACAUUAACAGUCACUUCCAGAAAUGCCACCUCUCCCUCGACAUCAACAGUCACUUCAAGUGAUGCCACCAAUACAUCGACAGUCUCUACAAGUGAUGCCUCCACUCCUUUGACUUCAACAGUCACUUCAAGUGAUGCUACCACUACAUCGACAGUCCCUUCAAUUGAUCCCACCACUACCUCGGCAUUAACAGUCACUUCAAGUGAUGCCACCAAUACAUCGACAGUCUCUACAAGUGAUGCCUCCACUCCUUCGACAUCAACAGUCACUUCAAGUGAUGCCACCACUACAUCAACAGUCACUUCAAGUGAUGCCACCACUACAUCGACAGUCCCUUCAAUUGAUCCCACCACUACCUCGACAUUAACAGUCACUUCCAGAAAUGCCACCUCUCCCUCGACAUCAACAGUCACUUCAAGUGAUGCCACCAAUACAUCGACAGUCUCUACAAGUGAUGCCUCCUCUCCCUCGGCAUUAACAGUCACUUCAAGUGAUGCCACCAACACAUCAACAGUUACUUCAAGUGAUGCUACCACUACAUUGACAGUCACUUCAAGUGAUGCCACCACUCCCUCAACAUCAACAGUCACUUUAAGUGAUGCAACCUCUCCGUCAACUACAUCAACAGUCAGUUCAAGUGAUACUACCACUACAGCAACAGUCAGUUCAAGUGAUCCCACCACUACCUCGGCAUUAACAGUCACUUCAAGUGAUGCCACCAAUACAUCGACAGUCUCUACAAGUGAUGCCUCCACUCCUUUGACAUCAACAGUCACUUCAAGUUAUGCCACCAAUACAUUGACAGUCACUUCAAGUGAUGCUACCACUACAUUGACAGUCUCUUCAAGUGAUGCCACCACUCCCUCAACAUCAACAGUCACUCCAAGUAAUGCCAUCUCUAAGUCAACAUCAACAGUCUCUUCAAGUAAUGCCACCUCUCCCUCGACAUCAACAGUCAGUUCAAGUGAUACUACCACUACAUUGGCAGUAUCUUCAAGUGAUACCACCUCUCCCUCGACAUCAACAGUCACUUCAAUUGAUCCCACCACUACCUCGGCAUUAACAGUCACUUCAAGUGAUGCCACCAAUACAUCAACAGUCACUUCAAGUGAUGCCACCAAUACAUCGACAGUCUCUACAAGUGAUGCCUCCACUCCUUUGACUUCAACAGUCACUUCAAGUGAUGCCACCACUACAUCAACAGUCACUUCAAGUGAUGCUACCACUACAUCGACAGUCCCUUCAAUUGAUCCCACCACUACCUCGGCAUUAACAGUCACUUCAAGAAAUGCCACCAAUACAUCGACAGUCUCUACAAGUGAUGCCUCCACUCCUUCGACAUCAACAGUCACUUCAAGUGAUGCCACCAACACAUCAACAGUCACUCCAAGUAAUGCCAUCUCUAAGUCAACAUCAACAGUCUCUUCAAGUAAUGCCACCUCUCCCUCGACAUCAACAGUCAGUUCAAGUGAUACUACCACUACAUCAACAGUUACUUCAAGUGAUACUACCACUACAUUGACAGUCACUUCAAGUGAUGCCACCACUCCCUCAACAUCAACAGUCACUUUAAGUUAUGCAACCUCUCCCUCAACUACAUCAACAGUCAGUUCAAGUGAUACUACCACUACAGCAACAGUCAGUUCAAGUGAUGCUACCACUACAUCGACAGUCCCUUCAAGUGAUCCCACCACUACCUCGACAUUAACAGUCACUUCAAGAAAUGCCACCUCUCCCUCGACAUCAACAGUCACUUCAAGUGAUGCCACCAAUACAUUGACAGUCACUUCAAGUGAUGCUACCACUACAUUGACAGUCUCUUCAAGUGAUGCCACCACUCCCUCAACAUCAACAGUCACUCCAAGUAAUGCCAUCUCUCCCUCGACAUCAACAGUCAGUUCAAGUGAUACUAGCACGACAGCAACAGUCAGUUCAAGUGAUACUACCACUACAUCGGCGGUAUCUUCAAGUGAUACCACCUCUCCCUCGACAUCAACAGUCACUUCAAGUGAUGCCACCAAUACAUUGACAGUCUCUACAAGUGAUGCCUCCACUCCUUUGACAUCAACAGUCACUUCAAGUGAUGCCACCAACACAUCAACAGUCACUCCAAGUAAUGCCAUCUCUAAGUCAACAUCAACAGUCUCUUCAAGUAAUGCCACCUCUCCCUCGACAUCAACAGUCAGUUCAAGUGAUACUACCACGACAGCAACAGUCAGUUCAAGUGAUACUACCACUACAUCGGCAGUAUCUUCAAGUGAUACCACCUCUCCCUCGACAUCAACAGUCACUUCAAGUGAUGCCACCAAUACAUCAACAGUCUCUACAAGUGAUGCCUCCACUCCUUUGACUUCAACAGUCACUUCAAGUGAUGCCACCACUACAUCAACAGUCACUUCAAGUGAUGCUACCACUACAUCGACAGUCCCUUCAAUUGAUCCCACCACUACCUCGGCAUUAACAGUCACUUCAAGAAAUGCCACCAAUACAUCGACAGUCUCUACAAGUGAUGCCUCCACUCCUUCGACUUCAACAGUCACUUCAAGUGAUGCCACCACUACAUCAACAGUCACUUCAAGUGAUGCCACCACUACAUCAACAGUCACUUCAAGUGAUGCUACCACUACAUCGACAGUCCCUUCAAUUGAUCCCACCACUACCUCGGCAUUAACAGUCACUUCAAGAAAUGCCACCAAUACAUCGACAGUCUCUACAAGUGAUGCCUCCACUCCUUCGACAUCAACAGUCACUUCAAGUGAUGCCACCAACACAUCAACAGUCACUCCAAGUAAUGCCAUCUCUAAGUCAACAUCAACAGUCUCUUCAAGUGAUACCACCUCUCCCUUGACAUCAACAGUCACUUCAAGUGAUGCCACCAACACAUCAACAGUCAGUUCAAGUGAUGCUACCACUACAUUGACAGUCACUUCAAGUGAUGCCACCACUCCCUCAACAUCAACAGUCACUUUAAGUUAUGCAACCUCUCCCUCAACUACAUCAACAGUCAGUUCAAGUGAUACUACCACUACAGCAACAGUCAGUUCAAGUGAUGCUACCACUACAUCGACAGUCCCUUCAAGUGAUCCCACCACUACCUCGACAUUAACAGUCACUUCAAGAAAUGCCACCUCUCCCUCGACAUCAACAGUCACUUCAAGUGAUGCCACCAAUACAUUGACAGUCACUUCAAGUGAUGCUACCACUACAUUGACAGUCUCUUCAAGUGAUGCCACCACUCCUUUGACAUCAACAGUCACUUCAAGUGAUGCCACCAACACAUCAACAGUCACUCCAAGUAAUGCCAUCUCUAAGUCAACAUCAACAGUCUCUUCAAGUAAUGCCACCUCUCCCUCGACAUCAACAGUCAGUUCAAGUGAUACUACCACUACAUCGGCAGUAUCUUCAAGUGAUACCACCUCUCCCUCGACAUCAACAGUCACUUCAAGUGAUGCCACCAAUACAUCGACAGUCACUUCAAGUGAUGCUACCACUACAUCAACAGUCACUUCAAGUGAUGCCACCAAUACAUCAACAGUCACUUCAAGUGAUCCCACCAAUACAUUGACAGUCUCUACAAGUGAUGCCUCCACUCCUUUGACUUCAACAGUCACUUCAAGUGAUGCCACCACUACAUCAACAGUCACUUCAAGUGAUGCUACCACUACAUCAACAGUCACUCCAAGUAAUGCCAUCUCUAAGUCAACAUCAACAGUCUCUACAAGUGAUGCCUCCACUCCUUCGACAUCAACAGUCACUUCAAGUGAUGCCACCAACACAUCAACAGUCACUCCAAGUAAUGCCAUCUCUAAGUCAACAUCAACAGUCUCUUCAAGUAAUGCCACCUCUCCCUCGACAUCAACAGUCAGUUCAAGUGAUCCCACCACUACCUCGACAUUAACAGUCACUUCCAGAAAUGCCACCUCUCCCUCGACAUCAACAGUCACUUCAAGUGAUGCCACCAAUACAUCGACAGUCACUUCAAGUGAUGCCACCACUACAUCGACAGUCCCUUCAAUUGAUCCCACCACUACCUCGGCAUUAACAGUCACUUCAAGUGAUGCCACCAAUACAUCGACAGUCUCUACAAGUGAUGCCUCCACUCCUUCGACAUCAACAGUCACUUCAAGUGAUGCCACCACUACAUCAACAGUCACUUCAAGUGAUGCCACCACUACAUCGACAGUCCCUUCAAUUGAUCCCACCACUACCUCGACAUUAACAGUCACUUCCAGAAAUGCCACCUCUCCCUCGACAUCAACAGUCACUUCAAGUGAUGCCACCAAUACAUCGACAGUCUCUACAAGUGAUGCCUCCACUCCUUUGACUUCAACAGUCACUUCAAGUGAUGCCACCACUACAUCAACAGUCACUUCAAGUGAUGCCACCACUACACCGACAGUCCCUUCAAUUGAUCCCACCACUACCUCGGCAUUAACAGUCACUUCAAGUGAUGCCACCAACACAUCAACAGUUACUUCAAGUGAUGCUACCACUACAUUGACAGUCACUUCAAGUGAUGCCACCACUCCCUCAACAUCAACAGUCACUUUAAGUGAUGCAACCUCUCCGUCAACUACAUCAACAGUCAGUUCAAGUGAUACUACCACUACAGCAACAGUCAGUUCAAGUGAUCCCACCACUACCUCGGCAUUAACAGUCACUUCAAGUGAUGCCACCAAUACAUCGACAGUCUCUACAAGUGAUGCCUCCACUCCUUUGACAUCAACAGUCACUUCAAGUUAUGCCACCAAUACAUUGACAGUCACUUCAAGUGAUGCUACCACUACAUUGACAGUCUCUUCAAGUGAUGCCACCACUCCCUCAACAUCAACAGUCACUCCAAGUAAUGCCAUCUCUAAGUCAACAUCAACAGUCUCUUCAAGUAAUGCCACCUCUCCCUCGACAUCAACAGUCAGUUCAAGUGAUACUACCACUACAUUGGCAGUAUCUUCAAGUGAUACCACCUCUCCCUCGACAUCAACAGUCACUUCAAGUGAUCCCACCACUACCUCGACAUCAAGGGUCACUUCAAGUGAUGCCACCAAUACAUCGACAGUCUCUACAAGUGAUGCCUCCAAUCCUUUGACUUCAACAGUCACUUCAAGUGAUGCCACCUCUUCAUCAACAGUCACUUCAAGUGAUGCUACCACUGCAUCGACAGUCCCUUCAAUUGAUCCCACCACUACCUCGGCAUUAACAGUCACUUCAAGAAAUGCCACCAAUACAUCGACAGUCUCUACAAGUGAUGCCUCCACUCCUUCGACUUCAACAGUUACUUCAAGUGAUCCCACCACUACCACUUCAUCAACAGUCACUUCAAGUGAUGCCACCAAUACAUCAACAGCCACUUCAAGUGAUGCCACCACUCCCUCGACACUAACAGUUACUUCAAGUGAUGCCACCUCUCCCUCGACAUCAACAGUCACCUCAAGUGAUUCCACCACUACAUCAACAGUCACUUCACGUGAUCCCACAACUCCCACUUCUCCAUCAACAGCCACAAGUGAGGUCACCACUCUAAGACUAAUAAUGUCAUCAACAAGUGGUACUACUACAGUGUUAACAGGUACAGAUACCUCAGCAGUUGUAGCAGUAUCUACACCGUCCACCCCUUCACCAGGACUAACAUCCAGAGACACUACUUUGGUGACAACAAUCAAAACCACUGUUGCAGAAUGCAUGCCAGAUGCUCUGUUGAAUGUCAUCAGGCUGGAGGAUGUCACCAGUAAGUUAAUCAGUGUGAGUUGGACUGGUAUGACCCUGGAUCAGCAGAUACAUUACAAGGUGAAGCUGGCAUCUAAUUCCAACACAACUCAGAUUGAGACCUCGGCCACCAAAGCUGUUUUCUCAAACCUUACUCCUGGAACCAUAUACACUCUGAUUAUUGAGUACUUAUCCUGCUACAUCAAGAAAAACAUUUCAAGAGACAUAAUCACUGCUGGAAAGGUCUAUGAAUCUUCCACUCGAAUUCCAGGCAGAGAGUUUUUGUCUGAUUAUUCAAAUCAAUCCAGCAAACUUUACAAAGACUUUGUGGCCAAUUUUACCAUGCAGGUUGAAAACAAUCUCCCAAAAGCAUACCAGGACCUUACCAGGGCUAAAGAAAUGGUGGUGGUUGUGACAGGUGUUCACAGAGGAAGUGUGAUCGUUGACUUUGAUCUGGUCACUGCUCUGGAGGUUAAACUGUCAACCUCUGACGUGCAGAACAGUGUCAUUAAUGCGCUGAAAUUAUCUGAACUCGGAGUAGAUCUGAAUUUCACCUCAGUCAAAGAGGCAGAUGUCUGCCAACGAGGCGAUUACACAUGCUCAAAAAAUGCCAGCUGUGUCAGAGAGGGACCCUCACAUUCAUGUGAAUGUAAGGCAGGAUUCUACGACGAAAACCCAACCGUACCGGGUACUGACUGCAAGAGAAAUAUCUCUCCAGGUGCAGAUCCAUGUAAAGGCUUGUGUUCAUCAUGUGCUCAGUGUGUGGUUGGUCCUGGAGGCAGCCAUGAAUGUAGCUGCUAUCCUGGUUUGAUAGAUCAGAAUCCUGUUAAUCCUGGGAAGCUAUGCAAAGAUCCUGUCGACUGUUUUGAUCAAGAAAAUGACAUUUGCUCAUCCCAAAAUCUAUGUCUUCCAUCCAAGUUUCUCUGCUCAUUGAGGAAGGUUUUCAAAUUAACAGCAGAAUUCAACUCUUGGAUCUUCAACUCCUCUCUGCACGACCCAGGGAGCGAUGCUUGGGCAUAUGCCUCUACAAAGAUCAUAAAAACUGUUGUCCCCAGAAUGCGGUUUGUUCUGUCAGAUUCAUCCUUUGACAUGACAGUGGUGGGCUUCCAGAGAGGUAGUGUGGUGGUCAGGAUGAUGUGCGGUUAUAAUGGGAAUACUACCGCUGAUGAAAGAACUCUCCAGGCUGCUCUGCAGGACACAAUUCGCAAACACUUGGACAACUCCGCCAUAGCUACCUUGAAAAGAGUUUCCCAGAUAUCAAUGGCCCCAGGAGCAGGCUGGAAAGUGGCGACAAUAGUCCUGGGAGUUCUGCUGGGCUUCACUUUGACAGUCGUGGUUGUUGUUCUGAUCAUCACCAUAGCGAGGAGAGCAGCUAGCAAGCUGACCUCAUAUAACAUCAAGCAAACAAAGCACAACAGACAAGUGGUGUCCGAUGACUACUUAGAAGGUUAUUCUUAUCAGGUGUAGUUCAGGGAUUCUUAAAAAGACGAGAUAAUCGAAACUUAUUUUCACAAAUAUAUUUGAUACUAUUAACAGAAGUUUCAGCUAUCACAUCUCCUAAUACUUUUUUAUUUUAUUUAAUUUUUUAAAUUUUACCUUUAUUUAACUAGGCAAGUCAGUUAAGAACAAAUUCUUCUUUUCAAUGACGGCCUAGGAACAGUGGGUUAACUGCCUGUUCAGGGGCAGAAUGACAGAUUUGUACCUUGUCAGCUUGGGGGUUUGAACUUGCAACCUUCCGGUUACUAGUCCAACCGGUUACUAGUCUAACCACUAGGCUAUGCUGCCGCCCCUUUAAGUGUUUCAUAAAAUGCAACUAACUCAACUCCGUCAGACACAAUAAAAGGCAUUCCAUUUUUACAUUUAUUGUUGAACAAGUGUUUAAUAAAGGCCUUGAUUGUUUAAUUGUAACAUUAGAUUAUUCAAAAAUUGUAAUACAAAUCUCCAAACGUCUUAAUUGUUUUAUUUUAUAGGGCUAAUUUCGUGUUUGCAUGUUUUUUUGUUAGUUUUUUUGCAUGUGUUUCUAGAUUCAGAACAUAAAACAACAUUUAGAAAGCUAACAUUAUCCCUAGGAUCUACCACAGCAAAUACAUCAGUAGUUUAAGCAUAUGUUGCAACAAGGUUAAAAUAUUUUUUCUAAAUAUUGACUAAAAGAUCGAUCUUAUUAAAGGGUUAGUCAUCAGUGAGUUGAUAAGGCACUGAUGGAGUUGACAACGGACACUCAAAGCAGACAUAUUUGUGCCUCUACAAAUAAAUGUUUAGUACAAGCAUUUGUAAAAUAUAGAAAAUGAUUUAUUUGAAAACAAUAAAAAUAUAACUGUUAUAUCAGA